Messenger RNA from Gossypium raimondii (Peruvian cotton), 1458 nucleotides. Its product is annotated as probable pectinesterase 15. The record is from RefSeq and is a predicted model, not a curated record. The coding region runs from base 117 to 1343 and encodes 408 amino acids. NCBI's taxonomy places the organism in Eukaryota, Viridiplantae, Streptophyta, Magnoliopsida, Malvales, Malvaceae. Gene Ontology annotation, molecular function: pectinesterase activity. The transcript is spliced from 5 exons. Gene Ontology annotation, biological process: cell wall modification.
AUCACUUAACCGCCCCUCGUCCUUCCAAGGGAAUAUAAUAAAGCCGUACCUUUGCCUUUGCUCUUUUAGCUCAAAAAUUACAUCAUUCUCUAACUAAUCCCCCCAUUGCAUUAGCCAUGAGGCUCAAAACUAACUCCAUUUGGCUCUUUGCCUUUCUCUUUGCACUCUUUUCCAUCCUAAUCUCUCUGUAUACACUCCCUCCUUCUUCCCAAGCAACCAUCUCCAUGAAAUUUGAAGCUUCCUUCGUCAAGAAAGUUGUGAGCCAAAGCGGUGAAUUCAUAUCUUUGCUAACGAGGAUGGUGUCUAGACAUCAUCAUCAUCAUCGUCAUCGACGUCGUCACCAUCAUCACCAUCAUAGGAGGGGGCGUGAGCACAAAUGUGAUCAUAUCAAAUGGAGGUCGAGCUUGAGCACUAGCAGCCUUAUUUAUCAAUACAAAGUGUCACUUGUAUUAACAGUUGACUUAGAGGGUUGCGGUAACUUCAGCAGUGCGCAGAAGGCUAUCGAUGCUGUUCCGGAUUCCAGCCCCUCCAAGACCCUGAUCAUUAUUUAUUCUGGUACAUACAGGGAGAAGGUUGUGGUCCAUGCAAGCAAAUCCAACUUGAUAAUUCAAGGUGAGGGUUUUCUCAACACAGUUAUAGAAUGGAAUGACACUGCAACUUCCACUGGAGGAACAGUGUACAGCUCUUCGGUUGCCAUCUUUGCUUCUAACUUCACAGCCUAUAACAUUAGCUUUAAGAAUACAGCUCCAGAGCCAAUCCCUGGUGAAACCGGAAAGCAGGCAGUGGCGCUUAGAAUAGCAGGGGAUCAAGCUGCUUUCUACAAUUGUGGAUUUUAUGGAGCCCAAGACACACUUCUGGAUGAUCGUGGCAGACAUUAUUUCAAAGGUUGUUUCAUACAAGGUUCUAUUGAUAUCAUUUUUGGAAAUGCUAGAUCACUCUAUCAGGGUUGCGUUAUCCACUCAAUUGCUAAAGAAGGGACGAGUGGAGUUAGCGGAUCCGUCACAGCUCAUGCAAGACAAUCGUUGAAUGAGCAAACAGGGUUUUCAUUCGUAAAUUGCAUCGUCCGGGGAACCGGGAGCGUCUGGCUUGGUAGAGCUUGGGGAGCGUAUGCCACCGUCGUCUUCUCCCGAAGUUACAUGUCGGAUGUUGUGGCACCGGUCGGAUGGAACGACUGGCGAGACCCUUCUAGAGACCAGACUGUUUUUUUUGGAGAAUAUGAGUGCUUGGGGCCUGGAGCAAACUACACAUUCAGAGCUUCUUAUGGGAAGCAGCUAAUGGAAUAUGAAGCAGCUCACUACAUGAACAUAUCAUAUAUUGAUGGAGAUCAAUGGCUUCAAGACUAGGCUUUCAUCUUCAUGCUAUAUAUAUAUUAUAUCCUAUAUUCAAACCCUCAUAUAGUUUAUGUAGAAAAAUUCAUUUCUGACGGAAAUUAUAAGUACAUAUGAAAUUGUUAUCUUA